Messenger RNA from Ceratina calcarata, 3683 nucleotides. RefSeq names its product Poly-(ADP-ribose) polymerase (gene Parp1). The record is from RefSeq and is a predicted model, not a curated record. Gene Ontology annotation, biological process: protein poly-ADP-ribosylation; double-strand break repair. Gene Ontology annotation, cellular component: nucleus; nucleolus. NCBI's taxonomy places the organism in Eukaryota, Metazoa, Arthropoda, Insecta, Hymenoptera, Apidae. The transcript is spliced from 5 exons. Bases 551 to 3514 code for a protein of 987 amino acids. Gene Ontology annotation, molecular function: DNA binding; zinc ion binding; NAD binding.
UUAAUAAAACGCGAUUCAAAUUAAAGCUAAAACUUACAGAAAUAUGGAUAGACCGUCCAUAAACGGAAACUAAAACGAAUAUUAUAAUCAGAGAGCAAAUUUUCUUUCUGUUAUAAUAAACAAUCGCUUACAGUUUUGGCGGUACACUUUUCGUCCAUUUUCAUGCAAUAGGGGGAGCUAUGUAUCUUCCGUGUACCUAACUUGAUGCACGGGUAUAUUUUAAAGAACAAGGAUUUUGUAAUUUUCUAUUCUUCGUGUCGACCAAAGUGACUGAUUUCAGAAGAAUGCAAAGACUAAGAAAUAAACUACAAGUUAACAAGCUUUAAACGAUAAGCAUAUUGCAUUGACGUGAGGAAAUAGGUCAGAUUUCUGAACGUACCAGAAUUUGGCGGGCAACGCUACGCGCAGUUUUCUGAUUUUAUGGACGCUCACUGGAGGCGAAUGCAUUGACAUUGUCUUGUUACCCUGUUCGUUAGAAUAGCAGUGCAUCGCUUUGAACUUUAAACGGAAACGAUCUAAAACGGUAAUAGAAUUCGCCGAAGACGGAGGAAUGAAUCCCGAUUUGCCGUACUGUGUAGAAUAUGCGAAAAGUUCGCGAGCUUCUUGCCAAACGUGUAAAAAUUCUAUCCAAAAGGACACGCUGAGACUCGCCGUGAUCGUCCAGAGUCCCGUUCACGAUGGAAAGGUCCCAAAGUGGUACCAUUUUAAAUGUUUUUUCGUUAAACAAAGACCAAAAGCUAUUGGAGAUAUUGGAAAUUUCGAUAAUAUCCGUUGGGAAGAUCAGAAGGAGAUUCAGAAGAAAAUUGAGGAGUGUAUAAAUCUACCACCACCACCAUCUGGGAGAGGAAAAAAGCGAGUUAGCAAUGCUGCUGCAGGUCCCUUACGUGAUUUUUUGGUUCAAUAUGCAAAAUCUAGUAAAUCGACUUGUGUAGCUUGCCAGGAAAGAAUAAUACAGAAGGAGAUAAGAGUAUCGAAAAAAGAUUACGAGAGCGAGAAUGCCAGAAGGUUUGGCGGUCUCGAUAGAUGGUAUCAUCUGGAAUGUUUUGCCAAAGUGAGACAAAAUGUAGAAUUUUUCGAGAGCGGUGAUAUGCUUCCUGGCAAAGAAGAUCUUUCCAAAGAUGAUUUGAAGAAAGUUAAAGAUGCUUUACCGAAAAUUAAAUCGGACGAUGCGCCACCGGUAAAAAAAAUAAAAGGCGAGCCGGAGGACGCAGAGGAAGAGGCAGAAUUGAAAAAACAAACAGACGCUUUGUUUGCUAUUAAAGAUACAUUAUCUUCCAUAAAAAAAUCUGAUCUCAUUGCUAUGUUGCAAGCUAACAAUCAACGGGUUCCAGAGGGAACGUCAGCCAUAAUUGAGUAUUUGGCGGAUGUAAUCUGUUUUGGAACUUUAAAACCCUGUCCAAAAUGCAACGGUCAACUUGUAUAUCGUUCUGGCGUUGGAUACGCUUGCACCGGAGAUUUAACAGAAUGGACCAAGUGCGAAAAUGUGACUCAAGAUCCAAAAAGAAAAAAAUUCUCGUUGCCGUCAGAUCUGAAAGCGGAGUACCCGCAACUGAAAGCUUUGAAAUUCAAAGUUAAAAGACGGCUUAUAAAGGUAACCGCGCCGUCAACAUCUAGCGCCGUGAAGAAGGAGGACACCGUCGACUCUGGACCUCUAGUCGAGACAAAACCAAAACCGUUGAAGCACAUGCAGUUCGUGAUUAUAGGCCAAUUCAAGGACAAAGACGCUAUGAAGAGAGAUAUCAUGCUCUUAGGUGGAGAUGUAGUAACAAAGCUCACUGAGAGUGUAGCUGCUGUAAUAUCUACACAGAAUGAAAUCGAUAAAAUGAAUAAAAGGAUGGAGGAAGCUGAGAAGCUCGAUAUUCAAGUGAUUACGCGAGACUUUAUCGACGAAGCUAAAGAAUAUACGAAGCCUGCCAUAUCGCUUAUAAAGAAGAAAACAAUUUCGAGCUGGGGCGGCGAUUUAUCAAGCAGGAUCAACGUGGUAGCGGAGAAAUCUGCUGCGAAGAGCAGGGGCAAAAGUGUUUUCGAAAAAUCGGGAUCCGGCAAGGUGAAAUUGCAAUUGAAAGAAGGCGGAGCCGUGGAUCCGGACAGCGGUUUACAGGAUUGCGCGCAUGUUUAUCAGAAAGGCAACGACAAAUAUACCGUGACGUUGGUAAAUACCGACAUACAAAGUAAAAAGAACAGCUACUACAAACUACAGAUUUUAAAGCAUGACAAGAAAAAUAAGUUUUGGCUGUUCAGAAGUUGGGGCAGGAUAGGAACCACUAUUGGUGGAACGAAAUUGGAUGAAUUGCCUUUGGACGAUGCCAUAGAACAGUUUGAAAGUUUGUACGAAGAGAAGAGCGGGAACAUGUGGAAACACAGGGAAAACUUCUUCAAGGUACCACACAAGAUGUAUCCGGUCGAUGUCGAUUAUGGAGAAGAUGUGCCAGAUAACUUAUUAGAGUCCGAUAUCAAGAGCGAGCUGGAAAAACCGAUUCAAGAUCUGAUGAAAUUGAUCUUCGACGAAGCGUCCAUGAAGAAGGUGAUGGCAGAGUUUGAGAUCGAUACGGACAAGAUGCCGCUUGGAAAAUUGUCUAAGAAACAGAUUCAAAAAGCUUACACAGUAUUAACGGAACUGCAAGAAACGUUGAAGAAGAAAGACCCCGAUCGUGUUCUAUUGCUCGACGCGUCCAAUAGAUUUUAUAACUUGAUACCUCAUAAUUUUGGUGUAGAUGAACCGAAAGUUUUGGAAACUGUAGAAGAAAUCCAUGCCAAGUGCGAAAUGCUGGACGCGUUACUCGAAAUGGAAAUCGCCUAUUCUCUUUUGCACAGCAAGACUGACAAGACAGUCAAUCCGCUCGAUGCCCAUUACAAACAACUGAACGCCGAAAUUGAUGUGCUGGAUAAGGAAAGCGAGGAAUACAAGAUCAUCGAACGAUACCUGCAGAACACGCACGCGUCGACUCAUACUCAAUACAAGCUCGAGAUCGAGGACGUGUUCGUCGUCAAGAGACAGGGAGAAGAGAGCAGAUACAAACCGUUCAAGAAGUUACCGAAUAAGAAAUUGCUGUGGCACGGUUCUCGCACUACCAACUUCGCUGGUAUACUCUCUCAAGGCUUGAGAAUCGCUCCACCGGAAGCACCCGUUACCGGUUACAUGUUCGGCAAGGGUAUUUACUUUGCAGACAUGGUUUCUAAGUCUGCAAACUAUUGUUGCACGCACAGCGGAAAUCCUACGGGUUUACUACUGCUUUGUGAGGUAGCACUGGGCAAUAUGUAUGAAAGAUACCAAUCGGAUUACAUCGAGAAAUUGCCAAGCGGAAAACAUUCGACUUGGGGUCGUGGUCAAACACAACCAGAUCCUAACGACGUUCACAAGACUAAAGACGGUGUUGAAGUUCCAUACGGUUUGCCUGUUCCUGCUAAACUGCCCAAAAAAUCUGCUCUGUUGUACAAUGAAUACAUCGUGUACGAUGUUGCUCAAGUGAAAGCGCGAUACUUGGUAAGAUCGAAUUUCAAAUACGAAGUAUAGACUUAAAAUGCAGUUUGAAAGUGAUAUUGUUCAACAUAUUCUACUAUCUUCCUUUCACACAUUGUGAAUAUAAAUUGCGCUAUUGAUAUUAUAUACUUGUUCCAUUGCUACAUACUACCUCUACCAUUGUUCUGAUAAUUACAUAAAUACAGUUAUAUGUACUAUUAUU